Molecule: messenger RNA, 969 nt
Organism: Lingula anatina
Lineage: Eukaryota; Metazoa; Brachiopoda; Lingulata; Lingulida; Lingulidae
Product: coiled-coil-helix-coiled-coil-helix domain-containing protein 7
Biological process (GO): mitochondrial respiratory chain complex assembly
Cellular component (GO): mitochondrion
Source: RefSeq, a predicted model, not a curated record
CCUCCUGACGUCAUUCAAGAGCUUACAAGGCGAGGACUGAGAGCGGCAUCACUAAUUUCGGGGAAAAUGUCAAGUUUCACAUCAGGCGGCCCUAAGAUAGAAGAAAAUAUUCAAACAGUUGGAGAUGUUGAUGAAACGAUUGAUCCAUGUGCGAGGGAGUUAUUUAUGAAGAAUAUAUGCAUGCAAAAGAAUUUGCAGGACAGAACCAGAUGCAAUGAUUACUUUCAGAAUCUUGAAAAUUGCAGAAAAUUUUGGCAAUACAUUUCUGUAUUGAGGCAAAAGGAUAAAGUGUUUCCUUUAUUGCCACCACCAGAGGAACGAGCCGAAAUCCGCAAACAUUUUCUAGCAGAAUUUUCUGUGGGAGCAAAAAUAAAAAGUUACAAAGCACAUUGGGAAAAGAAAACUAAACGGAAUAUAAGAAAGGAGACAUAACCGAAGUUCAAGUCAGAACUUUCAAGAGAUGUCACAUGGCAUCAUAAAUCUUCCUAUCACAAACACAUGUCAGAUAUGUGUUACAUCCUUUUUAGAUAAUGAAAUUAAGAAGAGUAAUUUUAUGCUGAAUUACAAUACAAGGAAUGCAUGUACCCUUGCACUCGGCUUAAGUCAAGUGUGAAAAAGAGUUACAUAAGUACAUCUGUGAUUUUUCUUUUUACUUUAAAAUUAAUAAUUUGAUGAUAAGUGAGUAUUAGAAAACCCUUUGAUAAUUUCUUUUUGUGCGGAGAUUCUUUAUGUUGCACUCUGAUAAUAUGCAUUUAAAUUGAACUGCAUAACUCGACACUUUGGCACCAGGAAAUUUAUUACAGUUUAGCAGCAAAUGCUCAAAACAAAUAAAUAUGUUCCAUUGAAUUUGUUCUAGAUAAUUUGAGAUACUAGUAUAAGGUGACAUGUAAGCUGUGCAGUCUUAUGUAUGUAUGUGAAACUUGUUAAAAAAAGAAAUAUUUGUAAAUAAAGGUAAACUUCUAAACUAUA